This is a messenger RNA of Camelina sativa (false flax), 551 nucleotides long. RefSeq lists its product as uncharacterized. NCBI's taxonomy places the organism in Eukaryota, Viridiplantae, Streptophyta, Magnoliopsida, Brassicales, Brassicaceae. The record is from RefSeq and is a predicted model, not a curated record.
AAAAGGAGCGAAGACUUGCUUGCACACACCAUCACACGAAUCGCGAUUUUGAGAUUUCGGAAGCUUCGAUUUGAUUUGGGAUUUUAGGGUUUUCUUCCUCUGAAGACGACGAUUCCAACUGCGAUUUGACAAUGACGCUACCUCCAGGACUCUACUCCGGCACCAGCUCCCUUGCUCUGGUGGCUCGUGCUUCGGCUUUUGGUUUGGGUCUCGUCUACGGGAACAUGAAGCUUAAGGUCUUGAAGAUCAAAUCGAUGUCACAGAAGAAGGUUGAAGCCACUGCUCAUCAUUAAUCGAUUCUUCUUCGUUUUCAAUAAGAUACCAAAAGCUGGGGGUGAUGUCUCCCCGGUUAGUUUUUUCUUUUCUUUUCAUGAUUCAUCUUUUAGCAUAAGAAGGAACAAAUGUGUUUGAAGAGCAUCUUACAUGGUUUUAAGACCUUUUUUGGAGCCAAAAUUAACCUUUGGCUUAAAACCCGAGUCAUAUUUUUGUUGUCAUCUAAUAACACCACACACAUUCACCUCACCUCUCAAGUGUCCCAGUUGUGCGUUAUA